AUGCACCACAUUGCCGCCAUCCUUCCCAUCCCCCACCUUCUACGCCGCCAAUCAGAGAACGCAGCAACCCGCCUGCGCACCCUCCCCGCUAACUCCCAAGUCCUUGCCCGCACUCCCUCGUCUUGGGAGGAACACUCGCCCUCUGUACCCUUCCCCGUCCGUCCUCAAGACGAAUCAUCCACGAAACCGCCAACCAUCAUCCACCACCUUGCCAAUCUCACCCACCCCGACUCCGAACGCCUUUUCCCCUACAACACAGCUCCCUGGGAGCGCCACCACCCCUGGGGUGCUCGCCUCGACAUACAGUUCCCCCGCCAACGCCUAUCGCCUCAGGACCGUGCAGACUACAUUCGCUCGGUCCGCCGCCGCAUCUCAGCGCUCAACGCAAAUGCAACGGCGCUCACCGUCUACACUGACGGCUCGCGCAAGCCGGUCAACGGCCGCCGCCGCACAGGAGCCGGUCUCGUCGCUUUAUCUCAAGGCGACGUAGUCCACUCCGCGCGCAUUCCCCUUGGCCGCCGCGCAGGCAUCUAUGAUGCCGAGAUGUGGGCGCUCGCAGCAGGCGCUGCUCGCACGCGCGACCUCCUCAGCCAACACUCUCACCUCAGAACAAUU
This is a messenger RNA of Schizophyllum commune H4-8, 615 nucleotides long. RefSeq lists its product as uncharacterized. The record is from RefSeq and is a predicted model, not a curated record. The transcript has a single exon. Gene Ontology annotation, molecular function: nucleic acid binding. The annotation marks the transcript as partial. NCBI's taxonomy places the organism in Eukaryota, Fungi, Basidiomycota, Agaricomycetes, Agaricales, Schizophyllaceae.